This is a messenger RNA of Penicillium brasilianum, 1866 nucleotides long. Lineage: Eukaryota; Fungi; Ascomycota; Eurotiomycetes; Eurotiales; Aspergillaceae. The record is from the annotation of a GenBank genome assembly.
CUGACCGAUUUGCAUUCAACUUCUUUCUGACAUUAGGCCAAUUUCUAGCGGGCGAAUACUACGUGUCGUUCAACAAUGUCCAAUAAGCACUACUUCCCCUCCACAAGUGCCAACUCUUUGGUCCCACGAGCGUUACGAGCUCUCGUUUCUGCAAACAGUCAUUUGACUUUGGAUAUCGCAGAGAGAGUCGUUUCAAAUGCCUUCCACGAUGAUUCUAAAGUGAGUGUCAUCAGUGGAGGUGGUUCAGGACAUGAACCGGCUUGGAGUGGCUAUGUCGGUGACGGCCUACUCUCGGCUGUUGCAUGUGGUGAUAUCUUUGCCUCGCCCAGUGCAAAGCAGAUUCUGGCUGCGAUUCGUAUGGCGCCGUCGAAGAAGGGUGUCAUUCUGCUGAUCACCAAUUACACCGGUGAUCGGCUUCACUUUGGUCUGGCGGCUGAAAGAGCCAAGGCCGAAGGGCUGGUCGAAAAUAUCGCCAUUCUACAUGCUACCGACGAUGUUUCGAUCGGAAGAGGGAAGAGUAGUCAUAUGGGCAGGAGAGGUCUUCCGGGGCAUGUUUUCACCAUGAAGAUUAUUGGAGCUGCGGCCGCGGAAGGCUACUCAUUUGAACAGUGUCUUGCACUGGGACAAGCGAUCAACGACCAGACUGUCACAAUCGCUUCCGCACUUGAUCAUUGCCAUGUACCAGGCCGAGCUCAGCAGUCCUCCCUCUCAGAUGACGUGGUCGUCAUCGGCGCCGGCAUUCACAAUGAACCCGGUCAACUUCACAUUUCUCCUGCCCCGUCAGUCGAGGAACUCAUCGAGAGUUGUCUCAAACUUCUGUGCGAUGAAUCUGAUGCAGAGCGAGGCUUUGUCAAGUUUGAGCGAAAUGAUGAAAUAGGCUUAUUGGUCAACAACUACGGCGGCCUCUCCGUGCUCGAACUCAAUGCCUUGGCCGAUGAGGUUCAGACACAAUUGAGCUCACAGUGGAACAUCAAACCGUGCAGAACGCUCUUUGGUGCAUUCGAGACGUCUCUCAAUGCACCGGGCUUUUCGAUCUCUCUAUGUAACCUUACAGCUGCAGCUCGGCAAUCGAACGAGCCCGUGGCCACCCUGAUUCGCCAAUUCGAUAGUGCCACGACCGCCGUUUCAUGGCCCAACACUAAUCGACCUUCUUCUUCUCAGAGGAGAAUCACCCUAGAGCAUCUUAAUGCCACAGCAAAUGCCCACAUCGGAUCCUGUCCUAGUAUUCAAUUCGACCCCUUGCUCCUUGAAACUGCUAUUCGAGCCUCAUGCGAGAGAGCAAUUGCGGCGGAGCCAAGGCUCACACAGUGGGAUAUGGUCAUGGGAGACGGGGACUGUGGUGAGGCUGUCCAGGGCCUAGCCGAAUCCAUUUUACAGAGAGUAAAUAAAGGAUGCACGAAAUCAGGCGAUGUCCUGGAAGUCAUCCGAUCUAUAUUGCAGAGUGUGGACGAUAUGGGCGGUACUCUCGGAGCAAUAUUCGGUGUCCUUCUAUCAGCAUUUUUGACGGCUUUGAGAAGGAACGCGUCCGAAGGGAAGAUUAGUCCAGAUUCGGCAGCUUUCUACGCCACUGCACUCGGGUCUGCAGUAACGUCUUUAAAGUCGCAUACUGGAGCCAGAAUUGGAGACAGGACAGUCAUGGACGUUCUACUCCCUUUUGAAGAGGAAUUCUCUCGAACCAAUGACCUUAUCUCGGCCGUUAAAGUUGCAGCGGAGAAAGCGGAGGUAACGAGGUAUCUCAAAGCAAAGUUUGGCAGGGCAACAUAUGUUGGGGAAGCAUCGAGCCAGGAGCUGCCAGACCCGGGUGCUUGGGCUUUCUAUGAGAUAGUCGCUGGCUUGGCUGAUGGGCUUGGAAUUUCCUCCAAUUAG